Molecule: messenger RNA, 1315 nt
Organism: Phragmites australis (common reed)
Lineage: Eukaryota; Viridiplantae; Streptophyta; Magnoliopsida; Poales; Poaceae
Product: B3 domain-containing protein Os12g0592300-like
Exons: 4
Coding region: 149-1207 (352 amino acids)
Molecular function (GO): DNA binding
Source: RefSeq, a predicted model, not a curated record
CACGCUCGUUAACAUCAAGGAGAGGAGAGUGGGAGACCUCAGAGGAAUGCAAAGAAGAUCGAGCAUGGUCUCUCUCUCUCUCUCAUCAGUGUGAAGUAUUUGUGCUGUGAGCCUGUGACGGUGUUGUGUUGUUGCAUUUGCAUGGCAGAUGGUUGACAAGGGGUGUGAGAGCUGCAGGAAGUGGCACGAGCAUUACUACUGGGAGCACAUUGAUGUGACCAAGAUCCGCUUCUUCAAGCUCAUGACCGGAGAUUUUGCCAAGGGCAUUAGUAUACCGGAGAAGUUUGUGAAGAAUUUCAAGGGGCGGAUCACUAAAAGGGUUUACCUGAAAGCGCCCACCGGUGAAACAUGGCACGUCAGCGUAACCAAGAGCGCCGAUGAACUGCUCCUCAUGUCAGGAUGGGAGUAUUUUGUCAAGGCUCAUGAGCUGCAGGAGAAUGACCUCCUGCUCUUCACAUGCAGUGGCAACUCUUCCUUUGAGGUCCGGAUCUUCGAGUCGAGUGGCUGCGAGAAAGUGCCUUCUCUGUUUGGUCCUAAUAUGUGCAAGCAUUUCAACGCUAUGGCUGCUCGACAUGCUGAUCACUACUCUCUGAGUGAUUCUGAGUCUUCUGACGAUGAUAGCACGCCAUCACGGCUGGUUGGAUCCCCUAACAAUGCCUCUACUUCGAAGAAAUCGAGUGGCAAGACUAAACCAAGGAAAGAACCUGAAUCCUCAAACAGCAGCAGCUAUGAUGUUAAGCAUGAGGCAAUGGAGGGAGAGGAGAGCGAUGACAGAUACGCCGACUCCAAGUACUACUACUCCAGGUUUGCCAAUUGGCUAACAGAUGAGGAAAAGGAGGUCAUUCUUAGUUUGUCUUCCAUCCGACCGGACAAUCCUGCAUUUGUGUCUGUUCUGCAGAAAAACCAUGUUCAACGCAGGAACAACACUCUGACCAUCCCCAGCAGAUUUGCUGCUGAUCAUCUUGAGGCGAAAGCGCAGGAGAUCAUACUUUGUAGGCUAAACAAGAAACAGAAGUGGUUCGUUAAAUACUAUUACACGCGCCACAGCCGGUUCUUCCAAAACUUGCAGUUAUUCAAGUUUGUGAGCGAAAACAAGCUUCGCGAGGGCGACAUCUGUGUCUUCGAGCUGAUGAAAGGCUCAAGGAGGGUGAUGAUGACUGUCCAUGUCAUCAGGAAGGUCGACGACCGGUUUGUUCUGGUGGGCUAAGUUCUUGUUUGUUGCACUGUAUUAUGUCCUCCUAAGAGUUGGCAUGUAGAAUGUACAUGUACAGGUGUGGUUUCUGCAGUAUGUACUAUGUAGGAGUAGCACUGAUAA